GCGUUAGCAGCCCCAACCCCUUUUUAGCCGCCCAAUGCAACAUAUCUGACGAUCUGAUUGGUCGUAAGCGGAUAAAUCUCAUCGCCUGCUGUGUGCCCGUCAUUGUCAUGUUAUCUCCCCCUGACUUCGGAACAAGAUGCACACUGCCCUCACGGAGCCGGACGCGCAGGGCCGAAACGCAGCUAUCUUUACGAAAUUCUGUCUGUUCCGCCACAGUCUCUGGAUCCGCCGCUACCCAGCGGCUCACAUCUUCUUCAUCGACCACAGCAAUGAUCUUGCCGUUAACAUAUUCGGUCUCAUCAUGUCAAUUUUGGGCGAUAGAUUCGCAUGGUAUCUGGAUCCCAUCGGGGGCCAUCUGCAUUGCGCUCCCCAUCCUCUUCUCCUGGGUCGCAACCGCGUUCGACAACGUCUGGCUGCUGGUUGGCAAGACUGCGCCACGCGACGCAAGCUGGGAGGGUUGGCCUCCGUCGAACGCGCAUUCGACCAUGCGGACCAUGAGGACACUCACAAUCCCAUGAGGAGCACAAACCGCUAUAUACUACCGCUCGGCCGCAGAGGCGAACCCUUCGAGCGUGGCUAGGCUAGGGUGGAUGCUUAAUAAAGAAGAAUAAACAAUAAUGAUAAUGAUAGUUAAUGAGGAAGCAGGACUCUUUAACACCACCACAGGGAAGGUAGUGGAAGUGGGGGCUCGUUAUUGGAUCGUGGGACCUCGGGACGGGUGAUCGACACCGGGGAGAAGAUGGCCUGACUCCCGGGGAGGGGUGGGUUUUGGGCACGAAAAAAAUUCCAAAUCCCGAGAAAAAGGCGCAUCGUGGGGCCAUCCAUAGAUCUGAGCUAGCAGGGAUACGAUACAGAGGAGACAAGUAGCCAAUUAUCGACCGGGAAGUGGAGACCACAGAUCCUCUCUUCCCCGUCAUGUCGCGUCUCUUUUCCUAGUACGGAGUACAGUACGUGGAAGCUAAAUAUAUGUGUGUGGGUC
This is a messenger RNA of Blastomyces gilchristii SLH14081, 979 nucleotides long. Its product is annotated as cation diffusion facilitator 1. The record is from RefSeq and is a predicted model, not a curated record. The transcript is spliced from 5 exons. NCBI's taxonomy places the organism in Eukaryota, Fungi, Ascomycota, Eurotiomycetes, Onygenales, Ajellomycetaceae. Bases 137 to 580 code for a protein of 147 amino acids.